This is a messenger RNA of Pomacea canaliculata, 2815 nucleotides long. RefSeq names its product leukocyte receptor cluster member 1 homolog. NCBI's taxonomy places the organism in Eukaryota, Metazoa, Mollusca, Gastropoda, Architaenioglossa, Ampullariidae. The transcript is spliced from 7 exons. The record is from RefSeq and is a predicted model, not a curated record. Bases 132 to 1040 code for a protein of 302 amino acids.
GUUAUUUCAAAAAGAAAUUGUCUAUUCUCAAUUAGCUUUAUUCCCAUUCGGUCGCUAUUGCAAGUUGUUUGGCUUGUGUCGUGUCGAGACGUCGUCGUCCUACGGAGGUGUAUUACUUCGUGGUCGUCGAGAUGAAUAUUCUACCCAAAAAGAGUUGGCAUGUUCGCACUAAAAGGAAUAUCGAACGUGUUCGAAAAGAUGAAGAGAAAGCAGCAGAGGAGGAAAAGGAGAGACUGAGAAGAAUAGCUCUUGCUGAACAAGAGGCAAGAACAGAUUUACUCAGAGUUCGUGCCAGAAAAAGGCACCAUGACCAGGUUGAGGAAGGCCCUUCAUCCUCAGUACAAGCAGUCGAAAAUGGAUCAGGAAAUUCAUUGCAGUUGGCCCAAAGAUCAAAAGAUAUCGACUUAGACCAACGAGGACACAUAAACUUUUUCAAGGACAUUGAGGAAGGGCUAAGGCGUGAAGGAAAAAACAAAGAACAUGAGCAAGAGAGAGCUGAAGAGAAAGAGAAAUGGGAAAAAAACAUUGGACUUCUGACAUACUUGGGACAGAGUGCUAUUGAGUCACAAAAUGACAAGCCCUGGUAUUUGAAAAAAUCCAGAUCUGAGCAAGAGAAAAGGAAAGAGGAAACAGAAAAUGAGAAACAUGACCGACAAGUAAAGCGUCAAGAGGCUAUGGACCCACUUUAUGAGAUGAGGCAACACUUAGAGUAUACACAUAGACAUAAGGGCAAACAGAAGGAGAAACAUCGUCAGAAAAACAAAGUGCAUGGUAGCACAUCUUCAGAAGCAGCAACUGCCUCAUCAGGAAAGCCUGCUGGUGGCACAGGCAGGACGGUUGAACAGUUACGUGCUGAACGAAUGAAGCGAGAAAGGGAAGAGCAACAGAAGGCUGCGGAUUUAAUGGCACGAACACGGGGAGAGGUGAAGGCAGGACCGGAGAAUGAGUCUCUGUCAGACGCAGACAGAGAUAGGGCUCGGCGUUAUAAUUCACAGUUCAACCCACAAUUUGUAAAACCCAUUUCAAGGCCUCGAAGAUGACUCUUAUGUGCAAUGAGGCAACUUUGCUUGAAAAUGUGUUUAUGCUGAAUGUAAUCGAAAUAGCUUUGUUUUGAUCUGCAUGUUUUUGAGGGAAUCUGAAUGCAAAAAACACUCAUAAAAUUGUAAUUCUAAUUCUUCACCCAUUUUUUCACCUUCCUGUUUUGGUUGGUUGUGUUGUUGAAUUUACCCAAGAGUGAAGGCAAAUGUUAAGUCUGCAAUGUAAGCUCAAGGUGAAACAAAUGAAAUUUUCUCAGAUUUGUAUGUUUAGAUUGUUUAUUUUGCCCUCAAGUAUAAUUAAUCUCAGUUGCCCACUCAAAACAUUCCUCCCUUUUGUUCAGACAGAACACUUUAGUGUAGAAAUUGAUAUUGUAAACCAUUCUUCUGUGUGGUGAUUGUUUCAAAAAGUCGGCUUGCUGUGCCCAGACACUUCAAUCACAACUAUCUCCCCCAGCUGUUUUUUUUUUUUUUUAUGGAGAAUUGGAUAAAAAUAAGGUGCCUCAGUAUAUAACAACCUAUUAUACAAUAGUUGUGCUCCUACUUUUCUCAAGGCCUGUAUGAGGUUUAUUUAUGGCGGCUUGUUGAUGUCCCGAUCACUUGUGUUGGGUGGCAAUUUUCCCUGUGUUGGCAUUUACGCAGCCAAGUUACGAUUGUGUACUCCAGCAACGUCUGCCGAGUGUUAAGACGCCUAUAAAUGUGUACCCAUUCUACUUAUUUGAUAUCUGGACCUCAGCGGGCGGAAAGUACUCUCAUCUGCCCUAAGACACUAAUUGCAGGCUAUGAGGGCCAAAGUAUCCUGGGACACUAAUUGCAGUAUGUGAGGAACGGACCAAUGCAGCCUUCGGUUCCUUGACAAAAUGAUUCUGUUGCCAGUCACAAAUGGAGGAGAGUGAACUUUCAUCAGAAAAUAAAUUUAGAAAUAACUUUUAGCGAAAACAGCUAGUUGAAGAGAAAGGUAAAAUAAUUUUCUGCACCUGUGAAUCAAGAGGAAGUCGAUAAUGAGCAGUUUUAUUUCAACUUCCAGUUUUCUUGUCUUACAUUAAAUGUGUGCACAGCGGCUGUGAAUGAGGACGAACCUGAGAAGUCGCCACAUUUGUUAGCUGACAUUGCGAGACAGACUCACACUACUGUGCGCCUUCAUUAUUGCCCCACCAGGAAAGUGUUACUACUAGCCAGCGUGACCCUUGACAUUCGUUGCUAGGACAUUCCCUACGACUUCUGGGCAUGUUGUAGAUAUGUUAUUUGGCUUGGAUUGAGAUAAGAAAACAGCGGGGAAAUGGGAUAAAUUACCAGCAAUGCCUGACCACCGUAGCCAUGGUGAAGAUUUCUACUCAUGUUCUAUGAAAAACUUGCGAGUGUUUGUACAUAUCAAUGAUGUGUGUGCAGACAGUGAUCCGCGGAUAAUGCAGUCUCGUGGAGCCCACUCUGUAUAAGUGCCUGCACAGACUGCCUUGGAUAGAGGCGGAUAUUUCAGUGUUCAUGGCUGUUAACCAUUCAGAUCAUCCUACAGUAUAAGUGAACCUCCAGUCUCUUGAACUGUUUGGAGGUAGGCUUUGGGGUGCCUUAGUAACCUAAUGGUAAAACACUUAUCAGCACAGUAAGAUAUAGGGUUUGGGGUUCAAAUCUCGUCUCGCGGCAUGCACAUUUCUCUCCAGAUAUGACCUGACUGGACGUUGGUGGUUUUGUUUCAGUACUUGGGUGUCCUCUUCAUUCUUCGUUAGAAGCAAUUCCAUCGAGAGGGAAGCACUUUACAAUCAAAUAAAUCAGCCGAUCAGUGA